Messenger RNA from Racocetra persica, 267 nucleotides. The record is from the annotation of a GenBank genome assembly. NCBI's taxonomy places the organism in Eukaryota, Fungi, Glomeromycota, Glomeromycetes, Diversisporales, Gigasporaceae.
AAUUACCAGAAACAUUACAAUUAAAACAUUCGUAUCAUGAAGAAUAUAUAUCAACAAUAAAUGAACCACGAGAAACAGAACAACUAGCAGAUAGAUGGUUACUAGACAACAACUUCGGGCAAACAAUAGAAUGGAUAAAUAAACAAGAUAAAAAUCAAUAUUCAAAAGUAUCAGAACAAACAAUAUCAAGAACUACAACAAAACCAAGUUCACCAACAUCACCAACCUUUUUUGAUAAAUCAAAAGGAAUAGUACAGGGCACUUUAA